AUGGUGCUGACGCGAGGCUUGGGCACCUGCCGCCGAGGAACACCGGGUGAUAGCCGCUCCUUCCUGACUCCCGCGCCUGAGCGGGUGCUCUCCGAACCGGCCUCUGAACUAGGUCUGGAUACAGCCAGUGCCCUGCAGAACAUCAUUGUCUGGGGCCGUGUGCACAUCCUUCCCAUCCAGACUGAAUUCACCUGCUGUAGGUCUCACCUGGUCAGGGUGCCGAUCAGUGAUGGUUUGCUCAAGAAAUCUCUGGCACUCUUCCCCCUGUUCAACACGGCGGCGGUGGUAGAAGAAAAUGUGCAGAGACUGAAACAGCGAAUUAUGGCUCCCCAGGACGUCUCUAGAGCUGGUCGCGUACAAAUGAAAGAGCUUGCCACUAUGUUCUUGUCUGAGGAUGAAAACUUCCUUCUGCUCUUUCGUCAGGAAACCCCCUUGGACAGCAGCGUGGAGUUUAUGCAGAUUUGGCGCAAAUAUGAUGCUGACAGCAGUGGCUUUAUAUCAGCUGUUGAGCUGCGGAACUUCCUCCGAGACCUCUUCCUCCACCACAAAAAGGCCGUCCCUGAGGCUAAGCUGGAUGAAUACACCGGCACCAUGAUGAAGAUCUUUGACAAAAACAAGGAUGGCCGGUUGGAUCUUAAUGACUUGGCAAGGAUUCUGGCUCUUCAGGAAAACUUCCUUCUCCAAUUUAAAAUGGAUGCUUGUUCCACUGAGGAAAGAAAGAGGGACUUUGAGAAAAUCUUUGCCCACUAUGACGUUAGUAAAACUGGAGCUCUGGAAGGCCCAGAAGUGGACGGGUUUGUCAAAGACAUGAUGGAGCUGGUCCAGCCCAGCAUCAGUGGAGCAGACCUCGAUAAGUUCCGGGAGAUUCUUCUGCGCCACUGUGAUGUGAACAAGGAUGGAAAAAUUCAGAAGUCCGAGCUCGCGUUGUGUCUUGGGCUGAAAAUCAACCCAUAA
Molecule: messenger RNA, 954 nt
Organism: Puma concolor (puma)
Lineage: Eukaryota; Metazoa; Chordata; Mammalia; Carnivora; Felidae
Source: RefSeq, a predicted model, not a curated record